AUGUAUAGGAAUUCUUAUCAACGUGGUAUGCUUACCGUGUUUUUCAGUGUUGGUUCAAAACCAUUAGCCAUAUGGGAUACUCACACGCAAGAUGGUUAUAUAACAAGGUUUUUGGACCAAGAUAUUAAGUCUAUGGUAUUAGAAAUAGGUGGAACUAACGUAAGUACAACGUUCAUAACUUGUCCGAAGGGCAAUAUGGUUUUAGUGACUAUUCUUGACGAGACUUUAACUCGAAGAAGAUUUCGUGUAUCAAAUUUUCAAAGUAGCACUCAAAUAUUGCCUCUCUGCACAGUAAUGCCUAUUGGUCUUUCUGAUGGAUGGAAUCAAAUCCAAUUUAAUUUAGCAGAAUUUACUCGUCGCGCUUACAAGAAACAAUUUGUUGAAGUACAAAAACUUAAGAUCAAUGCUAAUAUUCGACUUAGAAGGAUUUAUUUUACUGAACGACUCAUACCCGAGGAUAAAUUACCGCCAGAAUAUAAAUUAUAUUUUCCGUUAACAUCAAAAGGAGCUAAAGAUAAAAAAGUCAUUCAGGAAAGUGUAAUUAAUAAAGAAAAUGUAAAACCAUCCACGUCACAAACAUUAACGGAACAUGGCGCUGAACAAAGUCUUGAAAGCUUAAAGAGUAAAAUCGUCGUGGAAUCUCGAACAGAUUCUAAGACAAAGAUUGAAACUGUUAUAGAGGAACCACUUGAUAUAGGUCAAGAACAUGAAAAAGAGUCCGAAGAGCCUGUAGACGAAGAAGGUGCUGAUGUUAACGAAGAACUUACUGCCGAAGAUAUUAAAAACGAGGAUGAAGCUGAAGUUGCUCAAAGUCUAGAAGCUUAA
Melitaea cinxia (Glanville fritillary) is the source of this 825-nucleotide messenger RNA. Its product is annotated as cilia- and flagella-associated protein 20-like. The record is from RefSeq and is a predicted model, not a curated record. NCBI's taxonomy places the organism in Eukaryota, Metazoa, Arthropoda, Insecta, Lepidoptera, Nymphalidae. The transcript is spliced from 3 exons. Gene Ontology annotation, biological process: positive regulation of cell motility; regulation of cilium beat frequency involved in ciliary motility; cilium assembly. Gene Ontology annotation, cellular component: ciliary basal body; motile cilium. The coding region runs from base 1 to 825 and encodes 274 amino acids.